Molecule: messenger RNA, 2068 nt
Organism: Monodelphis domestica (gray short-tailed opossum)
Lineage: Eukaryota; Metazoa; Chordata; Mammalia; Didelphimorphia; Didelphidae
Product: occludin
Biological process (GO): positive regulation of transcription elongation by RNA polymerase II; bicellular tight junction assembly; snRNA transcription by RNA polymerase II
Cellular component (GO): transcription elongation factor complex; bicellular tight junction; membrane
Molecular function (GO): cis-regulatory region sequence-specific DNA binding
Source: RefSeq, a predicted model, not a curated record
CCAGGGACAAAGCGGGAGGGCAGGCCAACGCUGCCCAGGGGAGCCUGAGGACCCCACCCCUUGGGUUUCAGCUUCCCCUCCCUACUCCAAGAGCCCCACCACUUGGCGUUCCCCUGGGCAGCCAGCGACGGAGAAGAGAGGGGCGCAGCACCUUAGGACGGCCAUCCGAGCUGGCUCCCGGAGCCUGGAAGUGGAUCCCUGGAGAGAGGAGGCAGCCAGGUGGAGCCUGGGCAGGCAGGCACCGAGCUCAGGUGGCCCCCUGCCCAUGAUGUACGAGAAAAGAUCUUACACAGGCUAUGGCUACCCCAGUUCCCACUAUGACUACCCACCGCCCUUGGGCCCUCCUGGCUCCUUCUACCUGGCAGAUGUGCCUCCCCAACAUUUCUACGAGUGGCGGUCCCCUCCGGGCAUCACCCGAAUCCUGCAGGGAGUCGUGGUCUUUCUGUGUUUGGCUAUCUUUGCCUGUGUGGCUUCCACCUUGGCCUGGGACUACUAUGGCUUGGGCAGCGGCAGCGGCCUCCUAGGUUAUGGGGGUGGCCUGGGUGGCUACUACAAUGGCUACUAUGGCAGCUACUACGGCGGCUAUUACGGUGGCCUCACCAACCCACGGGCGGCCAAUGGCUUCAUGAUCGCCAUGGCCGUCCUCUGCUUCCUGGUGACCCUGGGACUGGUCAUAGCUGGUUUGGCCAAGACUUCAGGUGCCCGCUCCCGCCGCUUCUACCUGCUGGUCACAGUACUCAGUGGCUUGCUGGCCUUCAUCAUGUUCAUCGCCUCCAUUGUCUAUGUCGUGGGGGUGAACCCCCGGGCAGCUCUGGGCGCCGGCUCCGGGAGUCUCUACUACAGCCAGAUGCUGAUGCUCUGCAACCAGAUGAUGUCGCCAGUGGCAGCAGGUGGGGGGAUUGUCAACCAGUACCUCUACCACUACUGCAUGGUGGACCCCCAAGAGGCCGUGGCCAUAGUGUGUGGCUUCCUCAUCGUCAUCCUCCUCUGUGUCAUCUGCUAUUUUGCCCAGAAGACCCGUCACAAGAUCUGGAAGUAUGGAAAGCCCAACAUCUUUUGGGACAGGCCACUGGCUACAGCAGAGGGUCCUAAUGUGGAGGAGUGGGUGAAGAAUGUAUCUGGUGAUGCUGGUACCCAGGAUGAGACCGCUACCUUGGCAUACUCAGAGAAGCCCAUCAGCCCCCUGACCAGUGCUUUCCUGCCAGCUCAGGAGAAUGGCUAUGGCCACCCAACCCCUUGCAUCCCCAGUUCCCCACCACCUGAAGGGACCAAUUUUCCAGAAGAAAAAGACAAAGAGCCUGUGAGUCGGCCCCCUGCCAGACGGGGCCAGCGCCAAAGACGACGUCCAACAGGGCUAGAAGAAAUACAGUAUGAGACGGAUUAUACCACUGCGGCAGAAUCCAGUGAGGAGCGGGACCGGGAUGAUUGGGCCAGCCUCUACCCACCCAUCACCUCGGAUGCCACCCGCCAGACCUACAAGGCAGAGUUCAACAGUGACCUUCAGCGUUACAAAGCCCUGUGCUCUGAGAUGGAUGACAUUGGAGCUCAGCUCACACAGCUCAGCCAGGAGUUGGACAGCCUCCCAGAGGGCAGCUUACGCUACCAGGGCGUUGCUGAAGAGUACAACCGGCUAAAAGACCUGAAGAGGAGUCCUGAAUACCAAAGCAAGAAAUCGGAGACCCAGAGCCUUCGAGACAAGCUUUGUCAUAUCAAGCGCAUGGUUGGGGCCUAUGACCAGGCCCGGAGUUAAUGGGGAAGAGGGUUGGCCUCUCUGGGUGCUGGGUUCCCAGGCUCUUAGUCUAGGAACUCUCUCUUUACAUACCCAGAGUAAGACUGGGUGCCAUGGAACCUGUCCACCCCUAUCCUGUAGUGGGGAGCUAGCCUCCCCAAGUUUUCCUAUGAACUCUUCUGCUGGGUCAAGAGCCAGGGUCCCCCCCUCAGUACCCAAGAAAGAGGCAAUGGCAGCCAGAAGGGGUGACCCUAGCCCUGAGGUGGGCUGAGGGUGGGAGGGGGAGGUUCAGCAGCCUGAAGCUACUUUAUAUAUCAAUAAAGCCUGCUCUGCUCUUUG